AUGAGUGAACUGCUUGCCAUCCCGCUUAAACGGACUUUAGAAGUGGACUUUGCCACGGAGUUGUCGAAACUAAUUGAUACUACCUCGUUCCAAACCGCAUCCUUUUUCCAAUCAGACAUACUCCAAGUUGUCGCUGCAAGAAACAACGCGAUUACACCGGAUAUCUCGAUCGGUGGUCUUUGUGAACUGAAGGAAUACUAUGCGAUAUUAUUGCAAUUGGAGAAAAAGUUUCCUAACAAUCAAAUUGAAUUUAGAUGGUUUCAAACGCUGUCACAAAAAUCUCGUGGAUGUAGUCAGUAUUCAUUACAGUGGGAAAAAUUAACCAUUAUUUAUAAUAUUGGGUGCAUGUAUUCACUGUUGGCUUUGAAUAGCAACAACGAUGCAGCUGAAUCUUUGAAGACAUCGUGUCUUUACUUCCAGAAUGCUGCCGGAUGCUUCGAGUACGUACUAGAGCAGCAGGUGGCUCUUGGAACAACCCCAGUGGUAGACGAUGCUACUUUGAACGCCUUAACUUCUCUAAUGCUAGCACAAGCGCAAGAAUGCUUCUGGUUUAAAGCCGUACAAGAUAAACUCAAGGAUUCCUUAAUCGCGAAGUUGUCACAACAGAUCGUGGACUUUUAUAGUGGGGCUAUUAGUAACGCUCAAAGGGGUAAGCUUAUUAGAAAUGAUUGGAUCAAUCACUUGAAGGCUAAAAAGGCUUAUUUUAGUGCGGUGACUUAUUACAGAAUAGCCUUAUCUUUCAAUGAAAAAAAACAGUUUGGAAAUGCGGUAAAAGCUUUGCAAAUGGCGAUGCAAUUUGUCAAUGAAUCAAAGCUGUCUUCGCAAGCUAAGUUCAAAACCGUUAUCGAAUCUUCUCUGAAAGAAGCCCAAAGAGACAAUGAUUUUAUCUACUUGCAACAAGUUCCUUCGGAGUUACCAGCGACUAAACCAGCUCUCAUGGUUAAGCCAUCCUGUACAGCAACAUUAUUGCCUUCUAUUGAAAAGGAAUUGUUCAAAGACCUGAUUCCUAUAGAGGUGAUGGAUUAUUGCACAGCGUACAAUGAAAGACAAGAUGAAUACAUUGAACAACGUGUCACGAAACCCCUUAUUUCCUUAAAUAAACUAUUAAAAGAAUCCAUGUCUACUAUUCAAAUACCACAGGGACUUACAACAGUAAGUGAAGCAGAAUUAAGUCACUACCAGGCGUCGUUGAACAAUCUUUGUAUUAAUAAUAAAAACGUGAAGACUGAACUCGAUAAAAUUGAGCAAAUUUUAAAUGAAGAAGCAUUUACUGAUAAUCAGCUCCGGCUAAAGCAUGGAACCUUGCAUUGGACUUUACCCGAAUCUUCAACUAUCAACACAACAUAUUACGAAAAAUUAAAGAAAGUAAGAGGAUACAUUGAUCAAGGUAUCGCGAUUGAUAAACAAACAUACGAAAUAUUUCAAAGCAUCGAUAAAAAUUUGAUAGGAUCAGAGAUCAGGUUACCGGAAUCCAGCGAUCCUCUCACGAAUAAGGUUAAGAUGAUCAUACAGGAGAGGAAUGAAUAUAUUGAUAAGACUAGGCGCAAAUCCUCAGAAUAUAGAAUACUUCCCAAGAUCAUUACAUCAUACAAAAAAAAUGGAACAAUCGACUUUGAAGCCAUUUUCGUAGAUCAUUUAAAAAAAUUUGAUGAGGAUUUAAGAUACGUUAAUAGUACGAAGCAAGAAAAUAAUAAACUUAUCGAGGAAGUAAACCUGAAGGAGAAGCAUAACUCCGCCAGGAGCGGCAUUGAGCAAAAGAAAAUGGUAAGAAUAGAUCCCAGAGAGUUAUAUAUUGAAGAUCUGAGAUAUUCCUUCAAACUGCUUGAUGAGGUCAAGGAAAAUUUAAGCGCUGGCACAACAUUUUACGAAAAUUUAAUUACUUCUACAAGCAAUUUGUACAAUGAGGUACAGGAAUACGAUGCGGCAAGAAGAAUGGAAAAGACCAAGCUUGAUGAACGUUUGACAUUUGAAGGUCAGUAA
Saccharomyces paradoxus is the source of this 1980-nucleotide messenger RNA. It is a transcript of the gene RIM20, whose product is annotated as Rim20p. The coding region runs from base 1 to 1980 and encodes 659 amino acids. Gene Ontology annotation, cellular component: endosome. NCBI's taxonomy places the organism in Eukaryota, Fungi, Ascomycota, Saccharomycetes, Saccharomycetales, Saccharomycetaceae. Gene Ontology annotation, molecular function: protein binding. The transcript has a single exon. The record is from RefSeq and is a predicted model, not a curated record.